Hippocampus zosterae (dwarf seahorse) is the source of this 2784-nucleotide messenger RNA. RefSeq names its product signal transducer and activator of transcription 6, interleukin-4 induced (gene stat6). Gene Ontology annotation, molecular function: DNA-binding transcription factor activity, RNA polymerase II-specific; RNA polymerase II cis-regulatory region sequence-specific DNA binding. Gene Ontology annotation, biological process: regulation of transcription by RNA polymerase II; defense response; regulation of cell population proliferation. The record is from RefSeq and is a predicted model, not a curated record. The transcript has 21 exons. NCBI's taxonomy places the organism in Eukaryota, Metazoa, Chordata, Actinopteri, Syngnathiformes, Syngnathidae. The coding region runs from base 340 to 2730 and encodes 796 amino acids.
GGAAGUUGACUCAGUACACCCACGGUAGCCGCACAGACGCAGAGUCCACUCGGACGACUGACAAACCAACUCGAACCUCUCCUCUCUGGAGGUGGGACGUCACGAGGUGUGUUGGUCCAGCGAAACCUUACAUCACGUUGGACCGCGAGCACGCGCCGCGUCUGUCACAGCAAGGCAGGGAGGGGGCGAGUUGCUUCAACAGGGAAGUCGGAACCAAGUAAAUUCGUCAUAAAUCUCAAUUUAAAGUGGAUUAGGUUUACACCUACAGCAGUGGGAAGAGACGGAAAAAAAACGGAACCGGACAGUUGUGCAACUGUUAUACGAACGCCCAGCUUGACCAUGGCCCAGUGGAAUCGCAUCAGCCAGCUGAUACAGUACCUGCCUGACCAGACUAUGAACGACUUAUACCCCUCAGCCACAUUUGCUAUUGAAGUGCGAUACUUUUUAUCUGAAUGGAUUGAGAAGCAAAGAUGGGAGGAGUUUGCUCUGGAGAAAGUGGAGCAAGAAGCAAAUGCCCGCGCUCUAUUGGACGAGAUCAUCAUGCUGCUGCAGUCGUUUUCUCAGCACAAUGCUAAUGUGGUGGAUAAAAUGAAGCUGAUGCAGAUCAGCAGGAACAUGCGCAUGUUUCAGCAUCAGCCACUGCAGUUUGCAGUGAUGGUGAGGGACACACUGCGCAAAGAGAGGGUCCUGCUCACCACUAUGCCACAGGUAAACCAACCUCCACAGCAUCAUCCGCAUGUCACCAGGGAAUCUGCAUUUCCCAGCACAGAUGUGGACCACCUGGUUCUCAAAGUGCUGGAAGUCCAGGACUUGCGACAGAAUAUACACCAGGUGCAGGAAGAGCUCAAUUGGGAAAGGCAGAAUUAUGAGUCUUUGCAAGGGUCCAUGAAUCCCACGGUGUCAGAAGUCAGCAGGCUGCAAAAACACAUCCAACAGCUGGAGUACAAUGCCAGCUCAAUGGCAACGAAGCGUUUUCAGUUGCUCAGUGAGUGUGUGGACUGUCUGGACCAGUGUCAGGCCCAACUCCUUAACAGACUGAAGGCCUGGAGGUGGGAGCAGUACAAGGCAACCAUUGGACAUCCUUUUGAUGACAACCUCAAUGUCCUGCAGAUGUGGUGUGAGCAGCUUCUUGGGGUGAAUGGACAGCUGAGACAGGAGUUAAUGCUGCUCAUGGAACCAAUCCCAGAGUUACAGGAAAGGCUAAGACAACUUCUGCAGCUUCUCGUUCAAAGCUCUCUUGUGGUGGACAAGCAGCCGCCUCAAGUUAUUAAGACACAGUCCAAGUUCUCCACGACUGUGCGUUACCUGCUGGGUGAGAAAGUAGCACCCGGGAAGCCUGUGGUGCUAAAGGCACAAAUCAUUAAUGAACUCCAGGCCAGAAGCCUAAACAUCACCCCCAGCGAUGAUGUUCAGGCAGUGAUCAAUAACACAGCCAUCCUGGAACAUAACACAGCUACCAAGAGCACAUGUGCCACCUUCAGGAAUAUGUCCAUCAAAAAGAUCAAGAGAGCAGACCGAAAGGGGACUGAGUCCGUGACUGAGGAAAAGUUUGCCCUCCUUUUUUCAACAGAGAUCACCAUCACGGGCUGUGACACUCCCUAUAAAGUCCAGAUGAUCUCGUUACCACUCGUCGUCAUUGUCCACGGCAGUCAAGACAACAAUGCACUGGCGACCAUCAUUUGGGAUUGUGCUUUUUCCGAGCCAGACAGAGUGCCAUUUGUGGUGCCGGAGCGUGUGCCCUGGAAGCUCAUGUGCAACACUCUCAACAGUAAAUUCACCUCGGAGGUCCAGACGCAUCACAACCUCGACCAGUACAAUCAACACUUCCUGGCCCAGAAGAUAUUUGACAAACCAGACUUCACCGAUGACUUCAGCAACAUGAUGGUUUCCUGGGCUCAGUUCAAUAAGGAAGUGCUCCCUGGUCGACUGUUUACGUUCUGGCAGUGGUUUGAGGGAGUGAUGGACCUGACCAAAAAACACCUCAGGACAUACUGGAGUGAUGGGCUCAUAUUUGGUUUCAUUGGCAAGCAACAUCUACACCUGAUUCUCAAAGAGAGGCCCAACGGAACUUUUUUGCUGCGCUUUAGCGACUCUGAGAUCGGCGGCAUCACCAUAGCUUACGUGGCUGCAUCAGAGAUGGGUGAACACAAACAAAUCAUCAAGAACAUCCAGCCCUUCACCAAGAAAGAUCUGGACAUCCGGAGCCUCGGUGACCGCAUCAGAGACAUCAAUGAAAUCACAUCCCUCUACCCUGACUUUCCAAAACAUGACGUUUUCAAAAAGUACUAUUCAGAGCCCCAAACGUCCACCAGCGCUGGCUACCUCCCGGUGACACUCCAGACUAAAGUGGGCAUGGACACCGGGUCAGUUGCAGCUAAUAGCGCCUGUGAGGCGCAUCGGACUGACAGCCUCCACAAUGCUGCCAGUUAUCCAGUGGAUGCUGGCUCAGUUGCCCCGUGUGUCCCAAAUUUGACGCAUCACGCCGAAAGCUCCCACAAUUCUGUUGGGUACCCCCUGCCUCAAUUCCAGCAGUUCACACCUCAAGAAGCCAUCACAAGAGAGCAAAUGGAAACCUCCAAUUCGUCUGCAGUCAAUUUUAGUCCAGACCCAGCUGUCUUCAGUGACGUGACCACAGGAGACAUGGAACUUGUCUUGAACAGUUUUCAUGAAGAGCUAGCCCCUGGGACUCCAACUGCCUCGUCUUCCCUUUGGGCCACAUUCAGAAUGUGACAGGAAACAAUACAAGCACUGACACCACAUCCAUUUCCCGAGCACAUCCAUCGU